AUGGGGCUCUUUGCAUUUGUUUUAGGUUAUGUGUCGACUAUCCUAGAUGAGUUUAUGGGAUAUUGCAAGUUGAUACAAAAUCGGGAAGUAGGAUGGCCUACGGUGGAUCGAAAGACUGGCGAACUCAAACGCGAACAGCAGCCCAUUUGGAAGAAAAUCAAGUUAAUCCUACUUUUCAAUCCUAUAACCGAGUGGAUCGACCGGACCAAGUUGAUGAGACUCUAUCUUCAUGAUAACUCUUUAAAAGAAGGCAAAAAAGAGCGAUCACCGCGGUCAAAAUCCAAGAUCAGACCAUUUAUCGAUUUUUAUCACAUAAAUAUGAAAGAGUUUACCCCGAGCGACAUCAAAGACUAUGCUACUUUCGAGGACUUUUUUGUCCGAGAGCAUGCUCGUGGGUCUCGUCCGAUAUAUGAGGAGGGCGACGAUUCUUUCGCCAUCGUGCCUUCUGAUUGCCGUGUAGUAGUCUACCCCUCCGUCCAUCUCGCACAAAAAUUGUGGAUUAAAGGUCAACACUUCUCAAUCGCCAAUCUAUUGGGUGACCCUUCCAUCGCAGAAUCUUUUGCCGACGGACCCGUUGCAUCGUUCCGCUUAAGCCCUCAAGAUUAUCACCGUUAUCACGCCCCUGUCACUGGAACGGUGAAAUGGUAUAAACAAUUUAGUGGGGAGUAUUACAACGUUGAUCCAUGGAAUUUAAGAUCGCAUAUCGAUGUAUUGACAUCCAAUGCGAGAUGCGCAGUCUGUUUUGAAACUGAGAAGUAUGGGGAUGUAAUAUUUGUGGCAAUUGGGGCAUCGGAUGUGGGGACUGUUAAGUUUAACGAGGACACGAGAAUACCUGGGCGCAGAAUCCGUAAAGGCCAAGAGAUUGGGAGAUUUGAAUUCGGUGGAUCGAGUAUUUUGGUGGUCUUCCAGAAGGGGAGAAUUUUGUUUGAUGAGGAUUUAUUAAAUUUGAGUAAUGAGAGGAUUAUGGUAGAUGUUGAGGUUGGAAUGAGUCUAGGACGCUUGCAAGCUAAAGGGGGUGAGAAGCGUGGGAGCGUAGACGAGGGGAGUGGAAAGGUAAACGAGAAGCGUCAAAAAGUAAACGAGAUGCAUGAAAAGGUAGGCGAGACGGAGACGUAUGCACAAGCGGUGUCGGAGGGCGGGAAAAAGUCGGAUUCUGAGAAGGAAGAUACACAAACGACAAAGAGGGCUGCGAAGGCUCUGCGCAUUACCUAG
Orbilia oligospora ATCC 24927 is the source of this 1212-nucleotide messenger RNA. RefSeq lists its product as uncharacterized. Bases 1 to 1212 code for a protein of 403 amino acids. The record is from RefSeq and is a predicted model, not a curated record. Gene Ontology annotation, biological process: phospholipid biosynthetic process. The transcript has 6 exons. Gene Ontology annotation, molecular function: phosphatidylserine decarboxylase activity. Lineage: Eukaryota; Fungi; Ascomycota; Orbiliomycetes; Orbiliales; Orbiliaceae.